Molecule: messenger RNA, 1555 nt
Organism: Salvia hispanica
Lineage: Eukaryota; Viridiplantae; Streptophyta; Magnoliopsida; Lamiales; Lamiaceae
Product: putative arabinosyltransferase ARAD1
Molecular function (GO): glycosyltransferase activity
Source: RefSeq, a predicted model, not a curated record
UCCCCUAUUAUCACACACCAAAUCAAGAAAGACUCUUCUUUUUAUCUCCACACAAAACCCCUUCACCUCUCUCUCAACUCCAUCUCCAUGCAAUGCAAUUGCAACCCUCUCUCUCAAUAAUCACUCUCUCUCAAAAUGCCAACAAAAUUACACAUCCUCCUCCUAUUCUUGAUCCCUACAUCACUUCUUGCAAUCUCUUCCCUACACAUGCUAAGAUCAAACACCCUUCCUCCUUUCCCUAGCACACCUUCACAUCACACAACCAAAUGCAACAACAAAAUCCUCAAGGUCUUCAUGUACAAUCUCCCCCCUGUCUUCCACUUCGGCCUAUUGGGAUGGAAAGGCGCCGCCUGGCCCGACCUCCGCCACCACAUUCCCCAAUACCCCGGGGGCCUCAAUCUUCAGCACAGCAUCGAAUACUGGCUCACUCUCGACAUCUUGAACUCCCACUUCUCCAACAAUCUCACCAGCCGCUCUGCUCUCCGAGUCCACGAUUCGCGUGAGGCCGAUGUCGUCUUCGUCCCCUUUUUCGCCUCCAUUAGCUACAACCGUUUCGGCAAGAGCCACCACAAGCGGGGCAAGAAGAGCGCCGAUGAUAUGUUGCAGGAGAAGUUGGUGCAGUUUUUGGUGGCUCAGGAGGAGUGGAAGAGGUCUGGUGGGAGAGAUCAUAUUAUCGUUGCUCAUCAUCCAAAUAGUUUGUUGUAUGCAAGAAUGAAGCUGUGGCCUGCCCUCUUCAUUCUCGCAGAUCUCGGGAGGUAUCCCUCCACCGUUGCUAAUCUUAACAAAGACGUUAUCGCGCCUUAUAACCACUUGAUUCAGCCCUUCGCCAACGACCACUCUGGCUUCCACGCCCGCCCCACGCUGCUCUAUUUUCAAGGAGCUGUCUACAGGAAAGAUGGUGGCACCAUUAGGCAAGAGCUGUUUUACAUGUUGAGAGAUGAAAAAGAUGUGCAUUUCACUUUUGGAAGUAUUAAAGGAGAUGGGAUUAACCAGGCUUCAAUAGGGAUGCACGCCUCCAAAUUCUGCCUCAACAUUGCUGGCGACACACCCUCGUCCAACCGCCUCUUCGACGCCAUCGCCAGCCACUGCGUACCUGUGAUCAUAAGCGACGACAUUGAGCUGCCAUUUGAGGACAUUCUUGAUUACUCAGAGUUCUGUGUGUUUGUCUCCACCGCAGAUGCUUUGAAAGACGGAUUUCUAAUCGAUUUUAUUAGAAGCAUUGGCAAACAGGAGUGGACUAGGAUGUGGACAGCGCUUAAACAAGUGGAGCAUCACUUCCGGUUUCAGUAUCCGUCACGGGAGAAGGAUGCAGUUCAGAUGAUAUGGCAGGCAAUCUCAAGAAAGAUUCCAGCAAGCAAGAGGAGGAUUAACCGGGCGACCCGGCUUUCUCGAACGCCAGUUGCUGGAGAGAGGAUGUCCAUUGCAGGCUCUCUGCCGAGGAAUUUUUGGUGACACCUUAGCAAAACAGGGCAGCUAUAUAGUAGGUGCCUGAGUUUACUAACUAGAUGAUAACACAAAUAUCCAUAGUGUUCAAACUUCAAACCAUUCAUUUCAA